Messenger RNA from Capronia coronata CBS 617.96, 1578 nucleotides. RefSeq lists its product as uncharacterized. The record is from RefSeq and is a predicted model, not a curated record. The coding region runs from base 1 to 1578 and encodes 525 amino acids. The transcript has a single exon. NCBI's taxonomy places the organism in Eukaryota, Fungi, Ascomycota, Eurotiomycetes, Chaetothyriales, Herpotrichiellaceae.
AUGCCACCAGCAACACAUCAACAUCUCGCCAGGUCUCUCGCUGUCUCUUCUUCCAAGAACUCUAUCCCGCGAGACGCCCACCUUCCUUCGAUUUCUGGGCCAUACGAAUCACUUCUGCCCAGAAUACCUUCACCUUCGUUGUACUUGGAAGACUUGUUGGAGGCGUGGCCGUCAAAUCCCAAAGAAACUCCUCCGCUCGUCCAUGAAAAAGUGUCUCGCAACAGAAACUGGUUAAGAAGUGUCACCGACAGUGGCUCAACUACCGCUCUCGAUGAUUUUAGCGACUUGAUCUCUGCGUACACGUGGGAGCAGCCUCCAAGCUUACUGUCACCUGCCCCAAGGCUGUUCAGAGGCGGUGACUUCCAGCAAGAUCCCACCGCCGUCGAAUGCCGCCUUCCACCAACAACCCUAACCUUUGCAAAUCAAGGGCCGAUCGAACCCACUGCGGAUACAUGGUAUGCUUCGAAGAGGAAUCCGGCUGUCUUGGAACUGCACCAACACCUGCGUCCGUCACUGCGCAAGUCCUCCAUGGAGACCGACAGGCCAAGUACUCCAGUCCCAUCACUGACCCAUUCACGCAACACGGCAUCUUCAUCAAGCGUGGAAUAUUCACCGGCACCAGUUACUCGUUCGAGGGGUGGCACAAAAGUGCUGUCAGAGCAGUGUCGUGACAUGAACGUCCAAGAUGGGUUUGAAGUCAAGAUGCCUAUCGUGAGGUUUGAAAGACUUCCGAAGGCCCCACGGUCUGGUGACAACUGUCCACGCUUGUCAGGGUCGUCUGGCUAUGAUAACGACGCCUUUCCUCGAGCUCUAUCCAUACCUCAUGAAGCCAAACUCACAAGAGGGACGGUACUGGACAGGAAUACAGACAAGACGUCGCACAUGCCUCCGCUACAUGAGACUCAGUCAGAAGUCUCUUACAUCGAUUGGGAUGAUGAUGAGAAAUGUGGGCCAUCAAAGCCAUCAGCCCUAGUCCGGCUGAAAAGAGGCCUCACCGAAUUGCGUACCGCAGAACGUUUCAUAUCGGACGCACAAAUGAGAACGAGACUUUCGGCGCCGGAAGACCUAUGCAGUAUAAGACAGUUCAACGCACCUUCAGCAUCUGCUGAGAAGGUCUUUAAUACUGUGAUUGCUGCCCGACCUCCCGAAGGGAUACAGCGGCCAUCAGGUUCGCAAAGGACACGACUUGUUUCUGCUUCUCCUACGGUCAGAAGGAAACAAAGACCACUUCAAAUGACAAACCCAGAGAAGUUGCGAAGAGAUCUGAGUAACAGACCCGUCCAUACAGACUACGAACAUGCGCAAACCAGUCAGAUCCCUUCAUCUCAUGGUCGCCAUCAACGACAUGAAACCCGUUCUGACAUGGGGUCUCCUUUCCCACAAAUACCAAGACACGCCGACAACGAACGGGGCACCACGACUUUGGCAUAUGCCGAUGUUCCCAUUAUGUAUAUGCCUGAGGGCCAGAAGGAAAGAUAUAAUGUUACAACUCCCCGCGCUAUUAGGGAUGACGAGAAGACUGCCAGACUGGGCAGUGUGGGCAAAUGGUUCAAAAGGGGAUUAACGCGCGAGGAUUGA